AUGGCUUCCGAAAAUUCUCACCAAUCUCAUUAUCCUCUUCACUUUGUUCUCUUCCCUUUCAUGGCUCAAGGCCACAUGAUUCCCAUGGUUGAUAUUGCAAGGCUCUUAGCUCAGCGCGGCGUGACCAUAACAAUUGUCACGACGCCUCAAAAUGCAAGGAGGUUCAAGAAUGUCUUCAGCCGUGCCAUCGACUCUGGCUUGCCCAUCAACCUAGUUCAUGUGAAGCUUCCAUAUCAAGAAGUUGGUUUGCCAGAAGGCCAAGAGAAUAUCGAUUCGCUUGACUCGAUGGAGCUGAUGGUACCUUUCUUUAAAGCGGUAAACAUGCUCGAAGAGCCGGUCUUGAAGCUCAUGGAAGAGAUAAAACCUAGACCAAGCUGUAUAAUUUCUGAUUUGUGUUUGCCUUAUACAAGCAAAAUCGCCAAGAAGUUCAAUAUACCAAAGAUUGUUUUCCAUGGCAUGGGUUGCUUUUGUCUUCUGUGUAUGCAUGUUCUACGCCGAAACAUCGAGAUCUUGCAGAAUUUAAAGUCCGACAAAGAGUAUUUCUUGGUUCCUAGUGUUCCUGAUAGAGUUGAAUUUACAAAGCCUCAAGUUCCCGUGAAAACAAAUGCAAGUGGAGAUUGGAAAGAGUUCUUGGACAAAAUGAAAGAAGCAGAAGACACAGCAUAUGGUGUGGUCGUCAACACAUUUCAGGAGUUGGAGCCAGCUUAUGUCAAAGACUACAAGGAAGCUAAGGCUGGUAAAGUAUGGUCCAUUGGACCCGUUUCCUUGUGCAACAAGUUAGGAGAAGACAAAGCAGAGAGGGGAAACAAGGGUGCCAUUAAUCAAGAAGAUUGCUUUAAAUGGCUUGACGCUAAAGAAGAAGGUUCAGUGCUAAAUGUUUGCCUUGGAAGUAUCUGCAAUCUUCCUCUAGCUCAGCUCAAGGAGCUCGGGCUAGGCCUCGAGGAAUCUCAGAGACCAUUCAUUUGGGUCAUAAGAGGUUGGGAAAAGUAUAAUGAGUUAAUUGAAUGGAUGUCGGAGAGCGGUUUUGAAGAAAGGGUCAAAGAGAGAGGGCUUCUCAUAAAAGGAUGGUCACCUCAAGUGCUUAUUCUUUCACACCCUUCUGCUGGAGGAUUCUUGACACACUGUGGAUGGAACUCGACUCUAGAAGGAAUCGCUUCGGGAGUUCCAUUGCUCACAUGGCCGUUGUUUGGAGACCAGUUCUGCAACCAGAAGCUGGUCGUGCAGAUUCUUAAAGUCGGUGUAAGAGCUGGGGUUGAAGAGGUUAUGAAAUGGGGAGAAGAGGAGAAAAUAGGAGUGUUGGUGGACAAAGAAGGAGUGAAGAAGGCAGUGGAAGAAUUGAUGGGUGAUAGUGAUGAUGCAAAAGAAAGAAGAAGAAGAGCCAAAGUGCUUGGAGAAUUAGCUCAUAAAGUUGUGGAGGAAGGAGGCUCUUCUCAUUCUAAUAUCACGUUCUUCCUACAAGACAUAAUGCAGCAAGUGAAAUCCAUUAACUGA
Messenger RNA from Arabis nemorensis, 1491 nucleotides. Lineage: Eukaryota; Viridiplantae; Streptophyta; Magnoliopsida; Brassicales; Brassicaceae. The record is from the annotation of a GenBank genome assembly.